This is a messenger RNA of Protobothrops mucrosquamatus (brown spotted pit viper), 2061 nucleotides long. RefSeq names its product ubiquitin specific peptidase 39 (gene USP39). NCBI's taxonomy places the organism in Eukaryota, Metazoa, Chordata, Lepidosauria, Squamata, Viperidae. Gene Ontology annotation, biological process: spliceosomal complex assembly; protein deubiquitination; mRNA processing. The record is from RefSeq and is a predicted model, not a curated record. The transcript is spliced from 14 exons. Gene Ontology annotation, molecular function: zinc ion binding; cysteine-type deubiquitinase activity. Bases 1 to 1773 code for a protein of 590 amino acids.
AUGGCGGCGCGCGUCAAGCGGGAGCCUCGCAGCCCGCAGCCGUGGUCGGGCUUCCCGAUGGGCGCGCCUCGCGGAACGGCCGGCUGGGGGCGGGUGAAGCGGGAGCCCGCCGAGGAGAUCGCGGUCAAGCAGGAGCCCGAGGAGGAGGAGGAGGAGGCGGAGGGCGGCGACACGGAGCCCACAGUCUCCCUUCAGGGGGUCUGUGUGGAGGAUCUGGGCCGACCUCUCCAGGAAGGGGUGCCACGGAGAGAUCCUAGGCCCCUGGAAACCGGCAGUUCUAGCCCACCAGGCAUUCUGGUAGUUGGAACCGUACUGUUUCUGAUUUAUUUCCCUUUUUCAGUAAAGUAUGGUCGAUUUGAUCCAGAAGAUCGCCGGAGCAGGCAUUGUCCAUACCUGGACACCAUAAACAAGAGCGUCCUGGAUUUUGACUUUGAGAAGCUGUGUUCAAUCUCACUCUCACAUAUCAAUGUCUAUGCUUGUUUGGUGUGUGGGAAAUAUUUCCAGGGCCGUGGCUUGAAGUCCCAUGCUUACAUUCACAGUGUCCAGUUCAGUCAUCACGUGUUCCUCAACCUUCACACCUUGAAGUUUUAUUGCCUGCCGGACAACUAUGAGAUCAUUGACUCUUCUCUUGAGGACAUCACUUAUGUACUGAAGCCAACCUUCGCCAAGCAGCACAUCACCAGUUUGGACAAGCAGGCUAAACUCUCACGCGCCUAUGAUGGCACCACAUACCUGCCAGGCAUCGUGGGAUUGAAUAAUAUCAAAGCCAACGACUACGCCAAUGCAGUUCUCCAGGCGUUGUCAAAUGUCCCUCCCCUGCGGAAUUACUUCCUGGAGGAAGAGAAUUACAGGCACAUCAGGCGUCCUCCGGGGGACAUCAUGUUCCUGCUGGUUCAGAGGUUUGGAGAGCUGAUGAGGAAGCUGUGGAACCCACGGAACUUCAAAGCUCACGUCUCCCCCCAUGAGAUGCUGCAGGCCGUGGUCCUGUGCAGUAAGAAGAACUUCCAGAUCACCAAGCAAGGUGAUGGAGUUGACUUUCUUUCCUGGUUCCUGAAUGCCUUGCACUCUGCUCUCGGGGGGACAAAGAAGAAGAAAAAGACCAUUGUAACCGAUGUCUUCCAAGGCUCCAUGCGGAUAUUCACCAAGAAAUUGCCACACCCUGAUCUGCCUGCCGAAGAAAAGGAGCAGCUGCUCCGGAACGAGGAGUAUCAAGAAAAAAUGGUGGAGUCCACUUUCAUGUACCUGACCCUGGAUCUCCCCACCGCUCCCCUCUACAAGGAUGAGAAGGAGCAGCUCAUCAUCCCACAAGUUCCCCUCUUCAACAUACUGGCCAAGUUUAAUGGAAUAAUGGAAAAGGAAUACAAGACUUACAAAGAGAACUUCCUGAAGCGCUUCCAGCUCACCAAGCUGCCCCCUUACCUUAUUUUCUGUAUCAAGAGGUUCACCAAGAACAACUUCUUUGUGGAAAAGAAUCCCACCAUUGUCAACUUUCCCAUCACGAACGUAGAUCUCCGGGAAUACCUCUCUGAGGAAGUGCAGGCAGUGCACAAGAACACCAUCUACGAUCUCGUCGCAAACAUUGUGCAUGAUGGCAAACCUACUGAAGGAGCCUACCGGAUUCAUGUGUUGCAUCACGGCACAGGCAAGUGGUAUGAGCUGCAGGACCUGCAGGUGACCGAUAUCCUUCCCCAGAUGAUCACGCUGUCUGAGGCUUACAUCCAGAUCUGGAAAAGGAGAGACAGCCAAGAAGAGAGCCACCAACAAGGAACGUGAACUGUGUGUGGAACAGGCCCAGCUAGAGGCUGGAACAUUGCUGCAAAGGCCGGUUGCCUGGGUCGCUUGGGGAAGCCUCUCCUGGUCUUCAGCUUUCUUUCUGCGUCAGGGGACGUCCUUGCCGGCACUUUGGUCCGGAUGCAGCACCAGCCUGUGGCUCGUCUCCGCUUCUCUGGGCCCCCGACUCCCAAGCCUGUUUCAUCCUUCGCUUGGAGAAGACCUUGCAGAGAGACGGGCGUUUCUGCUCCUCUCUGUGCAUUAAACAUGCAUGCUUGUUUUUCCCCCUAA